This is a messenger RNA of Symbiodinium sp. CCMP2592, 1362 nucleotides long. The record is from the annotation of a GenBank genome assembly. NCBI's taxonomy places the organism in Eukaryota, Dinophyceae, Suessiales, Symbiodiniaceae.
AUGACUAGCGGCAACCGGCCAGCCAUGCCCCAGUCGUUUUACACUCCUGCCUGGCCAAAUCUUGCUCGAGUGGCUGGCCAAACAGGUCCACCAGCAAUCCCUGCUGUGGUGAGGCGACCCGCCGCUCCAAAUGCCAGCCAAGCAAUGUACAUUAGCGGUAGCUACCACUUUGUGCAGGGCCCUGUGCAGCACCAGUUGCCCUGGACUUUGCCCACUGUGCCGCCCGCGGCGCCAGCAGGACCUGGAUCAACGGCGACGCGCCUGAGUCAUGGGGAAUUCGAAGAAGGUGACGAAGUCCAAAAAAUACUACAGAUUGAACAGAUUUCCGUGGCAAGCGGUGUCUUGGGUCAGGAGGUUGAACAAAGUUUCAGCUUGGUCUUGGAGCAGCUUGGGUUGGCAUUCAAACAAAACCAGGUCUUCAAACAGACGGAAGGUUCAUGGCAGAUAACGGACGAGUUCGACCACAAGCUCAAGCAGCGUCAGAAGCUUUUCGAAGAUCUUCGCACAAAUCCUGACAUGGACUGCGGCACAAAAUUACACGACACCGACUACAUGCAGAAGUUGCUGAAGGUUGCGCAGUCGACGAGCGACAGGAAAAGACGUGCCAGUGCGAUCAUGGGCGUGAAGCCUUGGUCAAAUGAAAUGAAAGCAUUCGAAGUCGACUUCGUCGUUUCCGGGCCAAAGGAAGGUUGUGAAGCUAUGGAGAUCCCCAUCCAACUUGCUCGGAUCGGGGACCCCCCGGCAGUUGCUUGGACAGAGAUCCAGACUCUUUGCAAGAAUGGUGCGUUGAUAGAAGUAACUGCCCAGCCUUGGCAGCAACACAAACCCGAAAGCUGUAUAUGGAAAUGGCUGGUGGAAGCGCAAACAUGCAAGUUUCCCAGCGGACAGUCUUUGUACUUUUUCAAUGGCUUUGAUGGUGCCAAGCUGGCAAAGCAUAGGCAGCGCAUCCACGUAUUCUGGUACAACAGAAAGCAGCUGCUGUCCUUCCCAACCUCGUUGGAGCACCUGAGGCAAAUCGAAGACUUGAAGCAGAGGCUGCGUGAGUCUUCUGCCACCCGGGGUCAUGCUCAAGGCACCAGCGUCUGGGUGCAGGGGCUGACCCGCACGGACUCUGAGCGCAAGGAAGGGUCUACGAUUGAGGUCGCCGGCAAUGCCUUUAAAGUCACAGGGGCCAUUGCAGAUGUGGAUGACCUCAAGAAGGCAAUCAAAGCGGAGAAGCCAAACCGAGUCAUGUGCGACGCAGAUGAAAUUGACAUCUACAGCCAGAAGGAUGGGCACUGGGUGAAGGAAGGCGAAGACACUGAAGUCAAUCGUGGCAAAUCUAAGGAAGAUUGCUACGGGUUCACGCUGCCACAAAUGUAA